CUCUCUCUCUCUCUCUCUCUCUCUCUCUCUCUCUCUUGCUUCUUUGUGUAGCUUCCUGUUCUCCUCUUGCUUGUGCAGGCGCGAGCGUUUUGAGCGAGUUGGGAAAGUCACACAGGAAGAAGAGCCAUAACAAAUCAAUAGGAGUGCUCUGUGCCACAUUUGGCGCUACUGUGGUUCACCUGCUUCGCUCUGCUGCUGCUGCACGGACAGUCCCGCCCAGUCCCCCACUUCAAUCGCAAGACUUUGCGAGACAAUCGCACCAUCGAGCGCCGAGACCCGCCCCUGUCUCAACACGUCCGUCUUGCUAGGGUUGGACCGAACAAGCUCUCUCAAGUUUUCGCAUGGCCAUGCCUUCUUCUUCACACCAGCUGUUUGAGCCAUGCCCGUUUCCAUGGACCAACGCGCCACUCUGCAAUCAGACGUACGCAGACGCCUUUGGUAGCGAGUACACCAACUACUGGGCAGCGCAGACAGUCAUCACCCUCGCGACCGCUCUGCUCGUGUUCUGGCGCGCCGCGGUCGUCUUCCGCUCGCAGCACCACUGGAGCCCGUUCGCCAGCUUUCGCAACUUGAUGCUGUGGUAUGCUAUUCUGGGCGUGCUGAUGCUCCUCGCCAAGAUUUCAGAUCCACUCGGAUGGUCGAAUCAGCUGCCUCUGGUUGUCAUCCAGCUGUUGCUCGCUGGAGCAGUAAACGCCGUGCUUUCAGCCUUCAUUUUCUUUUCGUAUUCCGUCAUGUGUAUCUAUGAUUCCGUUACAUUCGGGCAUGUCGUUACCAGGGCGAACAAGAGGUCCAUGUACCUUGCAAACGUUGUCAUCUGGAUCCAAAGCAUCAUCCUCGCAGCCCUCUCCGUUCCUGUCGGCCCGUUCUGGGUUUGCUUGCUCAUCCAGUUUUCGUUUUUCGGCCUGGGAAUUGUCGGUCCGCUCAUCCUCUCUCUUCGGUAUGGCUUUGGGUUGAUACGCUCGUUACGAGAGGCAUCCACGUUUGUCCAGUCUCUACCCAUGCCCAAUAGACGCAGCGCCAGCCGGAUCAGUCCGACAACGCCUCCCACUUCGCGUGACACUCCCGCGGCAGCUGAAACAUCCGUUUCCGCUGUAGCUCCCACGCCUCCACAAGAAGCGUCUCUGACUGGCCCGGCCAUCCCCGUGAUUGUCGAGUCGCCUUCUGGUCCGGCAACCGAUAACGAUCGGAGACCCUCCGGCACCGAGUCGACCCAGGCUUCGUUCACCGCUCUCAAACCUCCGCCCGAUCACUUGGGACUUCCCUCCCAGACCGUCAAUUCGACCAGUGAGUCUUCGAGCAGGAAUGGCAGUAAUGUCUUGGACGACUUGCACGAACCCGUUGCUCGGCAACGACACAUCAAGCGAGCCCAUGCGAACGACAAUGCUGGAGAGCGCGCUGCACUCCUCAAGCACCUUUUGCGCCUGUUUCUCGUAAUGCAGAUCUGCGCAGUCAUUGGCAUCGCGGUCAUUGUUUGGAUUUUGGUGGAUGUUUCUCGCGAGCAACGCGACUACGCCGCCGGACGCAUCCCCAUCCCGUCUACGACUCAGCUGACUCAGCAAACACUGGUUCUCGUGGCUCAGUGUCUGUCCUAUCUGGUGAUUCUGAUCGGAUUUGGUCGGCGUGCAGCUCGGCGAUAGUCGCUGGAUUGUUCGAGCAAGCGGUGCGCAACGAUGGUUGCCUUCGAGUGGGCGAUUAUGGUCGUUCAAGUUGCUCAACCUGAUUCAGAUUGGGGUUGGUGGUACCUUGCAACGAAUGAAUGGAAGGCUUGUUCUCCGUCCGAUCGAUAGAAAGCCACGGUUCUGAAUGCCGUGCCGCAGUUGCUUUUCGAUUUCGCUUCUUGUGUGCGUGGUUGCUUGGCUUUGGCCAGCGUGCACGCAUCGCACACUCGACAUGUCUUUAUUUCAAGGCGCUGCACACAACUAGAACGACAUGGGAGGAAG
Capsaspora owczarzaki ATCC 30864 is the source of this 1940-nucleotide messenger RNA. RefSeq lists its product as hypothetical. The transcript has 2 exons. The record is from RefSeq and is a predicted model, not a curated record. Lineage: Eukaryota; Filasterea; Ministeriida; Capsasporidae. The coding region runs from base 342 to 1637 and encodes 431 amino acids.